Parastagonospora nodorum SN15 is the source of this 1113-nucleotide messenger RNA. RefSeq lists its product as hypothetical. The record is from RefSeq and is a predicted model, not a curated record. Lineage: Eukaryota; Fungi; Ascomycota; Dothideomycetes; Pleosporales; Phaeosphaeriaceae. The transcript has 3 exons. Gene Ontology annotation, biological process: carbohydrate metabolic process. Gene Ontology annotation, cellular component: extracellular region. Gene Ontology annotation, molecular function: cellulose binding; hydrolase activity, hydrolyzing O-glycosyl compounds. Bases 1 to 1113 code for a protein of 370 amino acids.
AUGCACGCCGCGCUCGCUCUCCUCCUUACAUCUGGCACUGCUUUGGCAGCUGUCCAGCCCUGGGGCCAAUGUGGUGGUAACGGAUGGUCUGGUGAGACACAGUGCGUGAGCGGUUGGAGCUGCAAGGUGACCAAUGAGUGGUACUCCCAGUGCACCGAGGGUGGAGGAGGUGGAGGAGGCUCAAACCCUGCACCGACUACACUGGAGACUGUUACAGCAACUAGUACUGCAAGCACCCAGCCAACCGGUGGUGUCGGCGGUUCAGGAAAGAAUGGAGCAAAGUGUUCCAUCGAUGCUGCAUUCAAGGCAAAGGGCAAGAAAUACAUUGGUGUGGCGACUGACCAAGGCCUCUUGACCCGCGGCUCCAACGCCCAGCUGAUCAUCGACAACUUCGGCCAGGUCACACCUGAGAACAGUAUGAAGUGGGACGCAACAGAGGGUUCGCGCGGUUCCUUCACCCUGGGCACUGCAGACUACCUCGUCAACUGGGCUUCCACAAACAACAAGCUCGUCCGUGGCCACACUACUGUCUGGCACUCUCAGCUUCCAAGCUGGGUCAGCAGUAUCCGUGACAAGUCUACGCUCCAAACUGUUAUGGUGAACCAUAUCAACAAGCUGAUUGGUGGAUACAAGGGCAAAGUGUACGCUUGGGUAAACUUUGUUGGAAUUGCUUUCCGCGCCGCUCGUGCCGCGGACCCGGCGGCCAAGCUCUACAUCAACGAAUACAAUCUCGACUCCGCCAGCUACUCCAAGACACGCGGCUUUGCAUCGGCGGUGAAGCGCUGGGUCGCAGCUGGUAUUCCAAUCGAUGGAGUUGGCUCGCAGUCGCAUUUGGCAAACAACUGGCCCAUCUCUGACUUUGGGGGCGCCUUGAAGAGCGUGUGUGCGGAUGUGAGCGAGUGCGCCAUCACUGAGCUCGACAUCAAGGGUGCGUCGACAUCAGACUACCAGACCGCAGUCAAGGCUUGUUUGGACGAGGCAAAAUGUGUCGGUGUCACUGUGUGGGGUAUCUCGGACACUGACAGCUGGCGCGCGAGUGACAAGCCACUCUUGUUCGAUGGAAGCUCACAGGCAAAGGCUGCUUACAACGGCCUUUGCAGCAUUCUUGUCUAA